Schizosaccharomyces japonicus yFS275 is the source of this 574-nucleotide messenger RNA. Its product is annotated as 40S ribosomal protein S24. Gene Ontology annotation, cellular component: ribosome. The record is from RefSeq and is a predicted model, not a curated record. Bases 60 to 458 code for a protein of 132 amino acids. Lineage: Eukaryota; Fungi; Ascomycota; Schizosaccharomycetes; Schizosaccharomycetales; Schizosaccharomycetaceae. Gene Ontology annotation, molecular function: structural constituent of ribosome. The transcript is spliced from 2 exons. Gene Ontology annotation, biological process: translation.
GCAUUUUUUCCAUCCGGGAUAUUUUGCAAACCGGUUCCAUCAACAUCACCAAGACCAACAUGAGUGAGGCAGUGACCAUCAGAACUCGCAAGUUCAUGACUAACCGCUUGCUUCAACGCAAGCAAAUGGUUGUUGACAUUUUGCACCCUGGCAAGGCUAACAUCUCCAAGGACGACUUGCGCGAGAAGUUGGCCGAGAUGUACAAGGCCAGCGUUGAGAACGUCCAAGCCUUUGGUCUUCGCACUCAAUUUGGUGGUGGAAAGACUACCGGCUUUGCUCUCAUCUACGACUCGAACGAGGCCUUGAACAAGUUCGAGCCUCACUACCGUCGUGUCCGUAUUGGCCAAGCCAACAAGAUUGAGAAGGCUUCUCGUCAACAACGCAAGCAACGCAAGAACAGAGGCAAGAAGGUCUUUGGUACCGGCAAGCGUUUGGCCAAGAGAAAGCAAUCCGAGUAAGUUAAUAAGAAGCUGCCUUGAAUUGUCACAUCCCUGGUCGAGUGGUUGUAGAAUGGAACGAGCUCUUUAGUUCGAGUUUUUUUGUGUGACAACAAAUAGGACGACUGUGUAACCUG